Aegilops tauschii subsp. strangulata is the source of this 1281-nucleotide messenger RNA. NCBI's taxonomy places the organism in Eukaryota, Viridiplantae, Streptophyta, Magnoliopsida, Poales, Poaceae. The record is from RefSeq and is a predicted model, not a curated record.
AUGGUAUCAAUUUUUAGGUUCUGGCCUAGCUUUCCGCUGCCGUCACGCCUCCUCACGCGCCACCGCGCCGCAUCUCCCCUGCCGCCGCCUGUCCACUCCGCGACGCCGCCGCAGCUUUCCCCGCAAGCCGCCCGCGUGAUUCCACACGCCGCUCCAAUCGCGCGCUGCACGCUGCCUACCCGCGCGCCGCCCCGCCGAUCCAGUCGCGUCCUCCCGCACCCGCCGGGUGUUACCCGUUGUCGCCACCAGCGCCUCCCUCGCAGCACCCACAAGGGGGAGGGGGCCGCGCAGCCGGCGUGGCGGCGGUCGCCGCCGCCUGCAGCAGCAGCAGGCCCAGGACGCCGGAGGGGGGCGCCACACUAUCAGCAGGCUCUCCCCGCUGGCCACGAGGCGUUCAUCGGCGCGCCCUUCCAGCCGAUUGUCGCCGGCUACGGCGCCCUCCUUGUGCCGCUGCCUCUCGGUGGUUAUGGUCCGCCUGUCCCGGCGCCGCCCUAUGGGGGCCUUCCGCCGCCGCCGGUACCUGCGCCACGGGACCCCACCCUCCUCGCCGCCCAACACUCCGCGCCGUCGCCGAGUAGCUCUGUCGGUGGUGGCGACUGGUACAUGGACUCAGGUGCUACUGCGCACAUGGCAGCUCAUCCCGAUUUAGUCACCAACCUAGUUUCCGUUCGUCUUCUUACUCGUGAGAACCCACUUACUGUUGAAUUUGACGGUGUUGGCUUUUCUGUGAAAGACGCUCGUACCCAGAUGGACCUUCACCGAUGUGACAGUCCCGAUGAGCUCUACACCGUGCACGCCGGCGCCUCCACAUCCACACCCGUCGCCCUUGCCGCCGGCGUUGACCUUUGGCACGCUCGCUUGGGUCACCCCAACCACACUGUUCCUACGGCUUUGGCCCCUUCGGCGCCGGCCCCCGCGCCCCCUUCAUGGAGCGAUGCGUGGCGGCAGCCCCCGGCGCCCCCCCCGGCACGGUGCCCUAUACCGCCACCACCUGGCUUUGUGACUCCCUCCCCCGAGGUUGAGUCCGAGCGGGCCCCCGGGUCCCCUUCUCCCUCAUACGAGGUUGAGCCCGGCACCCCGCCCGCCCACCCUGCGACGGGCUCGACGUCAUCCUCGCCCGUCGCCUCUUCCGCAGCCGGCUCGGCCGACGCUGCUGCCGCUGCGGCCCCCGCCGCCGCCGCCGCGGCCCCCCCAGCCGCACCGGGUGCCCCCGCCGCCGCCACCCCCGCCGGCCCUGCUGCCCCGCCACUUGGCUUGACACUACUAGGAAAAGGGUUAUAG